AUGGACGUGGUCGUGGACGUGGACGUGGACAAGGAUAUGGACAUGGACGUGGAUAUGGACGUGGACGUGGACAUGGACGUUGACGUGGUCGUGGACGUGGACGUGGACGUAGACAUGGACAUGGACGUGGAUAUGGACGUUGACGUGGACAUGGACGUGGACAUGGACGUGGACGUGGACAUGGACGUGGACGUGGACGUGGACAUGGACGUAGACGUGGACGUGGACGUGGACGUGGACGUGGUCGUGGACGUGGACGUGGACGUGGACGUGGACAUGGACGUGGACGUGGAUGUGGACCUAGACGUGGAAUUGGACGUGGACGUGGACGUGGACGUGACGAAGACAUGGAACAUGGACGUGGACGUGGACGUGGAUGUGGACGUGGACGUGGACGUGGACGUUGACGUGGUCGUGGACGCGGACAUGGUCGUGGACGCGGACAUGGACGUGGACGUGGACAUGGACGUGGACGUGGACAUGGACGUGGACGUGGACGUGGACGUGGACGGGACGUGGACGUGGACGUGA
Molecule: messenger RNA, 531 nt
Organism: Closterium sp. NIES-65
Lineage: Eukaryota; Viridiplantae; Streptophyta; Zygnematophyceae; Desmidiales; Closteriaceae
Source: the annotation of a GenBank genome assembly